This is a messenger RNA of Merops nubicus (carmine bee-eater), 621 nucleotides long. RefSeq names its product retinol dehydrogenase 7-like. The annotation marks the transcript as partial. The record is from RefSeq and is a predicted model, not a curated record. NCBI's taxonomy places the organism in Eukaryota, Metazoa, Chordata, Aves, Coraciiformes, Meropidae. Gene Ontology annotation, molecular function: oxidoreductase activity. The transcript has 3 exons.
UGGGGGCUGGUGAACAACGCGGGGAUCAGCGUCCCCACCGGCCCCAACCAGUGGCUGACCAAGGACGACUUCGCCAAGGUGCUGAACGUCAACCUGCUCGGCCUCAUCGAGGUGACGCUGAGCCUGCUGACCCUGGUGCGGCGGGGGGCGGGCCCGGGGGGCCAAAUGCGGCAAUUUUUUUUCGGCGGGGGGUACUGCAUCUCCAAGUUCGGUGUGGAGGCCUUCUCGGACAGCCUGCGGCUUGAGAUGCGCAACUUCGGGGUGAAGGUCAGUGUGAUCGAGCCGGGCUACUUCAAGACAGACAUGACCAACAGAAAGAACCUGGAGAAUGAUUUGCUUUCCAUCUGGAAGAAGCUCCCAGAGGAAACCAAAGUGAUUUACGGGGACAGUUAUGUGAAGAAGGUUUCAGUAGCGCUCAGCAAGAUGGAGAAAUUUUGCAACCCCAGCCUGAGGCUGGUCACGGACCGCAUAGAGCACGCGCUGACCAGCUGCUCCCCCCGCACCCGCUACGCCGUGGGCUGGGACGCCAGGCUGCUCUUCAUCCCGCUCAGCUACCUGCCCUCAGCGCUCACCGACAUCCUCUUCAGCUGUUUAUACCCCGGACCUGCCCGGAAAACCUAA